AUGGGACACUCUGAAAAAUGCCCAGAUCUGACAACCUUCUGGAAUAAUAAAACUUCAACAUGUAUGCCUUGUACCGAAAAGAAAGUUGUCAUAAAGCCAGGAUAUGGAUUCAGUCCUAACUGUGGCUAUGCGGAUGAUGGAGGGAGACAUGAGCCCACAACCAUCAGGUGCAAAGCCAACUCCACCUUUAAUGAUGGCAGCAGAGGGUUCUGUCAGCCUUGUGCCGCAUGUCCGUCCGGGUUCACCGUCUCCAGCCCGUGUAGCACGACUUCUAACACCCAGUGCCAGGAUGCAGGACGUGGGACGACCGGAGAUCCUGUCACAGAACCAACAACGUGGCAGCAGGAUCCAGGUUCCUUCGGGGAGGCAACACAGACAAACCAAGGAUCCAGCUUCAAACCAAAUGCAGCAACUAUACUAACCCCCCCCUACCCAGAUCAGGCUGGUCAUGAUGUAGCCGUACUAUGGGCAGUUCCACUUGUCAUCAUAAUUUCCAUCGUGCUUGUUGGGGUGUGUGCUUUUCUAAUCUGCAUGAAGCGGAAAAGAGGUCAGCAUCCAGUUUUGAGUUUCCGCAGAAGUUCAUCAUACAUCACUGCAGGGUUCUCUCCCCUGCCUGCUUCAUCUGGUAACAAUGAUCUGGAGCACAUUCUGAGUCCCAGCAUCCUGUCAGCGCCUUUACAGACAAUGCUGGACAACCUGGACGUUUUGGAAGAGCUGGUGAUUUUGUUGGAUCCAGAAAGCCAAGGAGUAAAGAACACCAAACAUCUGGCGUCUCAUUGCUCCUUCCCGGCCACCUGGAUUACUUACACCUACUCAAUGAAGGACAGUAAGAGCCCUCUGAAGGCAGUGUUGGAGGGGGUCACCAGCAGGUACCCCGACUGGACAGUAGGGCACCUGGCUAAGAUUCUGAAAAGUAUGGAGCGCAACGAUGCCAUCGCUGUUCUCGCCAAACUUGGACUGAAUGUGAUGCAAGUGUAACAUUUUGACUGCAAAAGCCUUUAACAUCAGGUUUAGGACUGCAGAUGUUUGCCUUUUUUUGAUCUUUUUUUUUUUUUUUUACAAGAUUCACACUCUAUUGGCUAUUUAACCAAUACCAGCAAUGGACAAAGAAAUUACGAAAAAGAAGGCUUCCAGAGCAGAUCAGUAGUAACACAAAGGAGAUAUAUAGGGAGAGUGGUUCAAUGCAGAGGAGACAUGUUUUUUUAAAGGGGUAAAUAAAGUGAACCAUAGAGUAAACAGGUAGUGAUUUCAGACACAGCCAUGGACAUGUAUCAGAUAGAACGAUCUAAUGGAAGAUAUUAUCAAGCUGCAUUAUGAGACGUGUGGGAUCCAAUGUUUUUGGGGCUUGACAGUUAAUAGAGACUAAAAGUCAGAAUAUGUCAUUCUUUGCUGUUUCAAGUACCUUCAUUUGUCUACAUAUUGAGCUGAUGAAAUGUCAUAUGUCUGCAUUUAACCACUCGUUUUCUUUCCUUUUUUAACAAUAUUUUUUACAUAAAUCUUAUUACAUUUAAGCACAUAAUGAAAUACAAAUAUUAGCGUAAUGAAGAGUUAUUCAACAGUUAUUUUUUUUUUGUAAAGCCUUUUGUAAUAUUCACAGGACAUACAAAAAAAAAGGACCACUUUAUAAGAGAAGGUGAAACCAGUCAUGUAAAGCAGGAGUCUAUAACCACAUUAGCCUUGAACCAGCAGCUGGAGUUUCUUACAUUUGAUUGUGAUUAAACUUGGCCUUUUAAAAACGACGUGUGAGGCAGCCAGUAUGUAUCCGUCCUGGUCUGCUGUGAGCUACAUUAUUGUUCUGUGCUAUAUCUGUACUGCUUUUCAGCAGAAGUUGAAAACUAAAAAAAGGUUUGAAACCACACUUGGUAAGGCUUAAACCUCACUGAGUGAGGAGGAAGCAGGGGAGAUGUCAUGCUGCACUCCCAAGUGUUAAAAAAUGCUAAAAUAUGUGCAUGUAAUCCAAUCAAUUUAGAAGCAUAACAUAUAACUCAGAGCAACAUAAUGUAUUUGGACUUUAUUCUUGCAUUAUCACAACUGCCUCUUGAAUAUUAUGACUUUUGCUUUUUUUUUUUCUAACAGUGUCCCUAAAACUCUGUUCUACAAAAGCUUUG
Messenger RNA from Anoplopoma fimbria (sablefish), 2108 nucleotides. It is a transcript of the gene igflr1, whose product is annotated as IGF-like family receptor 1. The transcript is spliced from 8 exons. NCBI's taxonomy places the organism in Eukaryota, Metazoa, Chordata, Actinopteri, Perciformes, Anoplopomatidae. The coding region runs from base 1 to 978 and encodes 325 amino acids. The record is from RefSeq and is a predicted model, not a curated record. Gene Ontology annotation, molecular function: protein binding.